CUAAGAACGGAUAUCCGGCAAUGGCCACAGAACCCGGAAGCGUCGCAACACCUCGGUUUGAUUACUGAGUUUUUAUUGUCCCAGUGUAACUGCCGCAGACCAACAUGUCUCGUGGCCGUCCACCCCCACUCGUCACGGGCAUCUCCCCCAAGGAGGGUGCAGCCUGGACUAAAGUCACUAUUCGUGGUGAAAACCUGGGCACAGGCUCCGCUGAUCUCGUUGGUCUGUCAAUCUGUGGCCAUAAUUGCCUGCUUACAGCAGAGUGGAUGUCAGCCAGCAAAAUAGUGUGUCGCGUGGGCCCGGCAAAAGACGACAAGGGAGAGAUCAUUGUCACGACCAAGUCUGGAGGUCUAGGGACAUCCACUGUUUCAUUCAAACUGCUCAAACCAGAGAGGAUUGGUAUCUUGGACCAGUCAGCUGUGUGGGUUGAUGAACUGAACUACUACGACAGAACUGACCGCAACAAAGGCAUCUCACCUCUCUCGCUCCGACCCAACAAUCCAUUGGGUAUCGAGAUAGACAAGUAUGACUCAGGAAAAUUUCCACUGAAAGACAUUGAGAUGACAUUUCCAGGGAUGAGUGGAGACUUCACCAGUGAGAACUUCUCUGCCACCUGGUAUCUUAUCGAAAAUCAUGCAGGCACUGGUUUUGAACAGUUGAAGAUUGCUGCCAGCAACCUGAAAAAGCAGGCCACCAAGAAGAAUGAGGGGAGUCUGGCCUAUGUAAAAGGAGGACUCAGUACGUUCUUUGAGGCCCAGGACGCUCUGGCAGCAAUCCACCAUAGACAGGAGUCUGAUGGUACUGAGAGAGUGCAGGGAUCGAUGACCCAACGCUUGGAACUCAUCCUCAACAGAGCGAGUGAUACUGCAGAUACGCUAUUCCAGGAGGUCUUGGGGCGGAAAGACAAGGCUGACUCCACACGCAAUGCACUCAACGUCCUGCAGCGUUUCAAGUUUCUUUUCAACCUGCCGCUAAACAUUGAACGCAAUAUUCAGAAGGGAGAUUAUGAUGUGGUGAUAAACGACUAUGAGAAAGCCAAAUCUCUUUUUGGCAAUACCGAAGUACCCGUUUUUAAAAAAGUCUAUGCUGAGGUUGAGUCUCGGAUCAGGGCUCUCAGGAGUCUUUUACUGGAGAAGCUGCUGCAGACUCCAUCAACACUACAUGAUCAGAAGCGAUACAUCAGAUACUUAUCUGACCUGCAUGCUCCAGGUGACCCCGCAUGGCAGUGUAUCUAUGCUCAGUAUAAAUGGAUCCUGCAGCUGAUGCAAGACUGUAGAGAUGAGUUCAUCAGUGGCCAGAAAGUGUGUGCCGGAGCUCUGGAUUUGGAGGGGGACACCCGUCCCUCAGUCCUCAGCAGACUUGGCCACACAUCAUCUUUGAAGAGAGGGGGUAGCCUGCAGAUGACAAGACCAAGCAACUUUGAAACCCCUCAGCAGGUGCAGUUUGUAGAAAAGUUGUCAGAUGUGGUGAUUGGCCAACUCCCUAAUUUCUGGAAGCUUUGGAUCUCUUAUGUGAAUGGAAGUCUUUUUAGUGAGACUGGAGAGAAAUCUGGACAGGUGGAAAAAUCUAAGAAGAAUGCAAGACAAAGGCAAAAUGACUUUAAAAAAAUGAUUGAGGAAAUGACCAAUCGGUUGGUCAAGCUUGUACGCGGUGCCCUUCUUCCCACGACACUGCCCCAAGGGGAGCAAAGUCUUUAUGGAGGCUGGGAGAACAAGACAGAAGUGUCUGGGGCCUGGCUUACUGAAAUCAUACACAUUGUCAGAGGUUGUCACGAGGCUUUGUCUGCCCUGGAGAUCCCAAAUGAUCUGUUGCAAGUGAUCCAGGAGUUGCUGCUGGAACUAAGAGUUCACUGCCUCAUGGUGACACUGCUGCACACCACAGACGAUGUCAGGAGGCUUGCUGAGAAGGAGGACUGGGUUGUAGAGGGAAUUACCAGGCUGCCAUCUCAGUUUGAACAGUGUAUGGCCCAGAUGCUGCAAUCACUGAGAGAGCCUCUGGAGAUCAAACCAGGAGAGAUCAACAUACUGCAGCUGGACCAAGUUCAGGACCAAGCCACAGAGCUCUGUGUUAGCAUCAUGAAAGUUUUCAUCAACUGCCUAGAGCAGCAGAGCACAAAAAGAGAUGGAGACAUGACUCCAUAUCACAUAUCAAUGGAUCUUUCCUCUACGGAUUUGUUUACCAACAUGCAAGAGUGCUUCAGUCCAACUUCCGAGCAACGUUUGCUGAUCCUACUGAGUAACUGCCAUUACCUGGAGAGGCACACUUUCCUCAAUCUGGCUGAACACUUUGAGAAACAUGGAUUCACAGGCACUGAGAAAAUCACACAGGUAAGCAUGAUGGCGGUUCGGGAACUGGAUGAAAAACUUUUUGACGCCUACAUUGAGAGGCGAGCUGACCCUAUCGCAGGCGCCCUGGAGCCGGGUAUCUACGCAGGCUACUUUGACUGGAGAGACUGUCCAACUCCCACAGGUGUGAGGAGCUACUUAAAAGAAGCCCUGAUGAGCAUCAUCACAGUUCAUGCUGAGGUCUUUACAGUCUCAAAGGAUUUGGUUCCUUGUGUGCUGUCCAAAAUUGUUGCGACAGUUGCAGAUGAGAUGUGUCGUCUUAUACAGUGCGUGUCAUCCUUCAGCAGAAAUGGCGCUCUGCAGGCUCGAAUUGAACUUUGUGCCCUGAGAGAUGCCAUAGCUGCAUAUCUAAAUGCUGAAAGCAAGGCCAGCUUCAAAUUAGCGAUGGACGUCCUGCCUCAGUUGCACAGUGGAUCCGAUAAAAAGUUACUGGAAGAGCUGUUGAAUAAGUUUAAAAGCAGCAUGCAGCUCCAGCUCACCUGCUUCCAGCCAUCCUGUGUCCAGCCUGUGAAAAGAUAAACAACACCUACUCGUUGUUUCUUGUCUUUCGGCAAUCAACAACUUUGUCACUUCGAUUUUCAAUUGUGCACCACGCAAACAAAACAGUGACUGACGCAUGUAAUUGUAUUCAUAAAAUAAUGUUUUUCCCUGUAUUCUACUCCUCGCAAGCUUUCUAACGGUAUACAAUCGUCCCUUGCUAUAUUGCGGUGUGAAUAUCGCUCCUUCACUCUUAUUGUGGUUUUACAAAACUCAAUGAUCACCGUUUGGUGGUUGACGAUGGCCUAUUAUUAGUCAAACAAUAUUCAAAGACAAGUUAUAUGUAGUAUUUCGGCCACUGGGUGACAGUAACAUUAAUGAGACAUGACAUUACAGUACAUGACAUUACUCACUCUGCAUGUAGUCAGCCAUGGCAUGUCCGACAUGAAGGUAAAUAAGGUCUCCUCCUACUUUGUGUGGAAGUGGUAAGUUUUUUUAAAUUCUUUAGUUUAGAAUAAAUAAAUUAGAGGCUAACUCGUUAGCUUGCUAGCAUGCUAUGCAGCGUGGGUCAUCUCUUGUGUCCCUGCAGUGAUCCAUAGCCUGUGCAUUAGCGAUGUGGUGUAAACAAAGAGUAAUAGGAGCACAAAGGUGACUAUUAUUUCAUGUCUUCAGGGCUCUAAUAAUGGCAGAAAAACGUAAAUGCUCUGAACUAUGAAAAUAUUCCAUUUCUUAAUAUUGAAUCCUACUUAGCGGAAAAUCACUUACCGCGAUCAGAUCUGUAACCAAUUAACCGCAAUAAAUGAGGGACGACUGUAGCACACUAUUGUGGAACAAGUGUGGGGGGAAUUCCAACUAAACUGUGAGAAAAAUGUCCUAGUUAUUAUUAUUUAUUUAGAUUGAAAUUUUUUUAAUAUAAAUAAUAAAAACAACCAUGAUGUUACUGACACCAGAAUUAUAUUCCCUGAGAGGGCUUCAAAUAUUACAGUCAAAACAUAAAUGGUAAUAAGCCACUCAAUACAUUAUUUGGAAUUAAUAUAUAUUCUUUUGUUCAAUUCAAAGUAGAUUUGUGGUUUUAAUUAUUUUCAUGUCAGGAAUACAUUCAUCAUGAACGGUAUAUAAGUCGCUACUUUUUUUUAAAAACUCUGAACCCUGCAUCUUAAACAGCGGUGUGGCUAAAUUCUAAUCUCGUGACAUCUCCUUCACUUUAGAACUGCUAUUAAUCGUUUCAAUACUGUGCCACUCACGAGUCAAUGAGGAAACGGUAGCUCUUUCUUUGGCAGGAGCCAAUCACAAGCUAUCAGUGAACUCACGACAAACUUGUCAACCCACUGGAAAUCACAGGAGGUCAUUACUCAAUAUAACAGUCGGACUCACGGUGUCAUCUUACAAAGAAUGCUAAACUCAUCACACAGCAACUUAACAGUCAAAAGGUAGCUGGGAAAUUUUCAUAAUGCAUUGCGUCCAAGCAAAGCAUUCAUUUCUGCCUGUCGGGGCGCUGCACUGACGUCAGCCUCCCUGUGGGUUCCUCUGGUGGACAGAGGCAGCAUUGCAGCGCCAUCCAUCCAUUUACUAUGCUGCUUGUCCUCGAAUUACAUUUUCGUAACGUUUAAAAUAGUUGUGGUUUCUUUUCAUUUUAAACCCAUAUUGCUUCUUGUAUAAUUCCCAGCUACCUUUUGAGUGUUAAGUUGCUGUGUGAUAAUUUUAACGUUCGUUGUAAGAUGACACAGUGA
Messenger RNA from Dunckerocampus dactyliophorus (ringed pipefish), 4552 nucleotides. RefSeq names its product exocyst complex component 2 (gene exoc2). Gene Ontology annotation, cellular component: exocyst. The record is from RefSeq and is a predicted model, not a curated record. Bases 105 to 2864 code for a protein of 919 amino acids. The transcript is spliced from 28 exons. Lineage: Eukaryota; Metazoa; Chordata; Actinopteri; Syngnathiformes; Syngnathidae. Gene Ontology annotation, biological process: Golgi to plasma membrane transport; exocytosis.